AGAGAGAGAAAGCGGCCACAUGACAAAUAGAAGUGAGGUCCCAGGGAGCGGAGAGAUCUGCUUCCUGUUUUCAGACACAGCAGCAGCAGCACCGUUAGUUCCUUCUCAGUUCUCGCAGGAACAGGCGGCGUGUGUUACUUCUGUCCUACGACUAAAAGAACAAAACAAAAAACAAACUAUAUCUUCAACUGAAAAACGCUCAGUAGGACUUCAUCGCUUGGACCUCUUCAUGAUGAACGUGUCCCAGACGAUAGAGACAGAGGAGGACCUCCUCACAUGUCUCCACGUCAAGUUUUACCACCCACAGCAGAGUGUCAGGCCCCUUUACGUUUCCCUCCCACUGAGGACCAGGUGCAGGCACCAAGGCAGCGACCCGCUGAGGUUCGGCCGCGACGCCCAGGCCUGCACCUACGGCCUCAACGACCCCCGGGUGUCCCGCAAGCAGCUGGCCCUCCAGGCCUACCGGACGCCCCGGAGCCCGGACAUGCUGUUCUCCGUCCAGAACCUGAGCGAGAGGGGCCAGCUCUCGGUCAACGGCGCGGCGCUGGGCUUCCUGGAGAAGGCGGACCUCCCCAACAAGGCGCUGGUCCGCUUCGGGGAGUACGAGGUGCUGAUCGUCCGGGAGCCCGGCGAGGCCCGGGCGCACUUCGAGGUGGAGUUCGAGGUCCUGACGGUGCCCCCCUCCAGGGAGACGUGCGGCGUCGAGCCGAGCGCGACCCCCGUCAUGGACACGGGUUCGGGUUUGGCGAACGGCCUCUCAGCGAACGGCCUCUCGGCGUCCGGCAGCGGCGUGACGUCGCCCGGACCUCUGGAGUCCGACGAGACACUUCCAUGUUCCUCGUGGUGAACUACGCCUUUAGACCGUCCCACUACUCCUACUGAACUUUCCUUUGGCAGUUGUUACAUUUGAGUCCCUGCAGGUCUGGAUAAGAUCCCACCGUCUAAUGUGAAAUCACUUUAAAAAGCUUCAUUUACUCACUAACAGAGCAUUUUUUUAUUAUCUUCAAGUGUAAAUCUCAUACAUUUUUUUUAUAUAAAGCUGUUGUUUUUCUGCACUUUCAAAUAAAACAACAUUUUCUGUAACGUUUUCUUCACAGUUUGUGUUCUUCUAACACCCAGUUGAGGUCAAGCGGAUCACAUCUGGAGUAUAAUCCUUCAGAUUAGGUUACAGAAUGGGGGAAAACUGCCCAUUACUCACGCUUGCUUCAAACGUAAUUGUCGUGGAACAAAUCGGAGCCUGUGUAGAGGGAAAACAAUGUAAGGAAUUUGUGUACCGGUGCCCGCGGUAGCUCUAUCGCAGCGUCACCGGAGCCGAACGAGAACAGCGGCAACAAAAGACGUAUGUUAUCUAUCUAGGGCGUCGGUAGUCGGACCGGUCCAGCAAACUUCUACGUGUCCACCCAUUUCCCCAAAAGUCCAGAGCGAGAGAGAGGACGGGUUAAAGGAAAACACGUUCUUUGAAAUGAAACAACUUCACUCAGCAACUUUCCCCUCCCAAAAAAAACAAAAAAAAUAAUUAAAAAAAAAGAGGAACGGAGAAAGUGACUCUCGUUAGAGCCGAGCGCAUCGAUACCUCGUACUGGGUUGAUACUGGCGUGACGAGAUCUUUAUUUCCCACUGUUGUUUACUUUGCUAUAUUUACAUUUUUGUCACGUUGUUCCUUUUUUCUUAUUUUUGCGCUAAUGGCUUUUUUUUUUUCUAAAACAACUGUGUGAAUUGUUUAAAUUUUAUACUGUUAAAUUGUUUGUUUCCCUAAAUAUUUGUCCUGUGUUUUGUCAUGAUCAUAAUCAACAAACUAAAGGGAAAAUUCAAAAAAAUGAUUUAUCCCCAAAGGGCGACUAGUUGGGUGAAGAGUGGUACAUAAAAAUAAGAUAACAAAAGAAUAAAAAAUUGCAAAAGUGGGCAAAAAAAAAA
Messenger RNA from Mugil cephalus (flathead mullet), 1914 nucleotides. RefSeq names its product TRAF interacting protein with forkhead associated domain (gene tifa). Lineage: Eukaryota; Metazoa; Chordata; Actinopteri; Mugiliformes; Mugilidae. The transcript has 2 exons. Bases 20 to 847 code for a protein of 275 amino acids. Gene Ontology annotation, molecular function: protein binding. The record is from RefSeq and is a predicted model, not a curated record. Gene Ontology annotation, biological process: canonical NF-kappaB signal transduction.